AUGGAAGUGAAUGGUGAACCAGAUAUAGCUGGUAUUUUCAGCGCGGCUUUAAUGCCAUUGAAAGAUAUGAAAGAUGCAGAUAUUUUGAACCAGUAUGAAAUGAACAUGGCUGAUGGAAAUAUAACACCUGACGUUCUAGAACAUUUAUCUCAAAGAACUACACAGAACCAUAAAGAUGGUAUAUUUGGUGAAGAGUUUAGAAAGAAAGUUAGGGAGAGAGAAGGAAGAGAACCUAUUGUACAUGACCUUGCAAACGAAAGUUUACAAAAUGUCAUAAAAACUUACUUUGCAGACAAUGAACCGAGAAGGGAUGAAUAUUUAAGAAAACUCAAAUGGACAGUACCAAAUGAAAUGUUAGUAUUGAAAAACAUGUUCCUUGACAAAAUAAAACCAACUACAGAAAUAAAUGACGCAAGACUGAAACAUUGGGUAAAAGCUUUCCCAUUCACAAAAGAUAUUAUUGGUAACAUGGAAAGAAAACCAGAAUGGCUACAAAAACAUAUAUUUGGAAACGAGCUUAUUCCAUAUGGACAAGCUCUGUUUGAAGAGCUUGAACCGGAAACUCAGGAAAGAGUCAUGCAAACAAUACGCGAAGACUCAAAUACAAACUAUGACAAAAUCUUUCUAGGAUAUAGGUUACCUGAGAUGGGCGACCAGAGCCCAAAGGCAAAAAGGACAUGGGAAAUUUACAACAUACUAGGUGAACAUGAGGCAAAGAUGCAACAACUUGAAGCAGAGGGCAAGUUACCAAAAGCGACACCAAAGAAGAAGAGAAGAGUAGAACAAAGUGAAAGUAGUGAAGAAGUAACUUCAUCUAGUGAAAGUAGUGGCAAUGAAGGAAAAAGAAGAGUUAAAAACUCAGUCAGGAAGAAAGUAAAGCUUGGUCCGAGUGGGUUCUAUUAUGAUAUAUAA
Messenger RNA from Trichomonas vaginalis G3, 912 nucleotides. Its product is annotated as protein of unknown function, DUF4106 family. The record is from RefSeq and is a predicted model, not a curated record. Bases 1 to 912 code for a protein of 303 amino acids. Lineage: Eukaryota; Parabasalia; Trichomonadida; Trichomonadidae. The transcript has a single exon.